AUUGCAUGAAAUUGGAAAAAUGUCGGAAACAUUAGAGAUGCAAACCGAUGAGCGGGAAGCCCUGCAAUCAAUUUACGAAGGCGAUGAGGCAUUUAAAGAAAUCGACCCAACCACAUUUCAAUACAAGUACGGUGAAGAUGACAACUUCAGGUCAUUUCUAGUGGAAAUAAAAUGGGGUGAAAAUUAUCCAAAUGAACUGCCAACCAUUAAUAUGGAUACCUUCUAUAAUCGGAAUUUAGUUCCAGCUGUCAAACAAAAAAUACAAAGUGCCCUCAAAGAAGAAGGCGAACAAUGGCUGGGCUGUGGUAUGACCUAUACAUUAUUCGAGUGCCUCAAAGAACGUUUAGACGAACUGACAAGUGAACAGCCCGAACAUGUGGCCACACAAUCCAUUGACCUGAAUAAGGUGGGCGUAAGUGCAAUUCAAAUAUCCGACAAUACCACCGACACACAAAAGAAGGAGGUGAAGAAGGAACAACUAACCAAAGCACAAAAACGUCGACAAUGGGAACGAACGGAUAAUAAAGGUGAACGUCCACGCGGUUGGAAUUGGGUUGAUAUUGUUAAGCAUUUAUCACAGACCGGCUAUAAAGAAGAACAGAAGGCAGCGAAUGCUGCCAAUACAAGUCUUCCAGUUAAUGGUUGA
Messenger RNA from Musca vetustissima, 646 nucleotides. RefSeq names its product RWD domain-containing protein 4. Lineage: Eukaryota; Metazoa; Arthropoda; Insecta; Diptera; Muscidae. The coding region runs from base 20 to 646 and encodes 208 amino acids. Gene Ontology annotation, molecular function: protein binding. The record is from RefSeq and is a predicted model, not a curated record. The transcript is spliced from 2 exons.